CAGCGUUUCAGUGCAAUAAUCUCACUUCUCCAGUCCACACAAGCGACGAACGUAUAGCACGGCGCAAAUUAUUUUUUUUCCAACCACACCGAAAACCGUUCCCGUGUCCACAUCGCCGUCCCGUCGUCCGGUUUCGAGGCAAACGCAAACGAUUCGCUCGAUUCAAAAUGGUAAGUCGAAACAACGCCGCGAUAAAAUGCGCCCCGCGCGACCGUCUCCAACGCGUAAAAUCGUAUUACGAUGACAUGUACUCGCGCGCGACCCGUAAAUAUCGCCGCCUUUUAACCAUUUAUGAAUGGAAAUUUGGCAAUUUACCAUACUAUAUAAUACGCGUAUACCUGCUUGCGUAUAUAAUAUAACGUAUUAUUAUUAUUGUCGUGUGUAGCCGUUAAGUUAAUAUUAUUACCGUGUAGGAAAAAAAAAUAAAAAAAAAAAAACGAAAACGGAAACGUACUCACGCGUCGCGUGUCUAUGCGUAAGACGCACGUCUUGCCGGACGCCGAAGUCCGUUUGUCAUUUGCCAAACGGACAUAGAGAUGCGACGGCGGAGAUACUCGUAAAUUGGCACAUCGGCAGGCAAUUAUUGUUUCGCCGAUCGUUUAUUUAUUUUUUUCUCUCUCUGAAAUUCGAUUCAAUAAUAUUAUACAAUUGUACUACACAGUUGUAGGUAUACGACUAUACACACUUGCCAAAUAAAAAUUGUCAUUCAGUUUAUCUCUUCCACACCAGCGUUGUAUCCACUGCCCAAAUCACCGUGUAUAUAUAUAUAUAUAUAUAUAUUCUUGGCUGAAUUCUAUAAUUUUGUGUAUUUAUUAUUUUGUUUUGUUUUUUUUUUUUUCGCAGGAAGAUUUACCGCCUGAACAAAUCUCAGGUAAUUACGCACGUUAUUUGUGAACGUCAUCGUGUGUUGCGUUUAUUAUCAUUAUUAUUAUUAUUUUUACUCGAUAAAGGCAAAUUUGAAGUUUAAAAUUAGAAAAAAAAAAAAAAUAACAAAAAUUUAAAACUAGUUAUAAGUGUAUAAUUCGUUCGCCGGAAAAUCUGUAUGAGAGGCGUAAUAUUACAAUGAUAAAAUUAUAUUUUCGCGAAAAAUACGUCGUUUUUUAUUUAUUUAUUAUUUUUUUUUUUUUGUAUUUUAAAACGCUAUAGUAUAAUAAUACUUCAUAAUAUUAUCGUCGAAAAGCUCAAACGAAACAAAAUAUUGAUAUUCGCUAAAUCGCGGACCUAAUACGGUUUUUAUAAACUAGAAAUUACAGCAAUGAACGGCCCUAUUGGCGACGCAAUAUUGUUUGGUUUUAAAUCGUAUUGCACAAAUGGUUAUGACAUUAUUCGUUACAAUUUACAAAUACGCAAUAUAAAUUAAUUUUGCCCGGUAAUAUUGUAUUAUUAUUAUUAUUAUUAUUGUAGUCGACUAGUCUUAGACCAUCGCGUCUGUAUACAAGCAUAUAUUAUAAUACACGAAAACAAAUCGAUAUUAUAUUAGUUUAUAAGGACAAUAAUAAUAAUGUUGUGUUAAAAAAAAAAAAAAAAACAAAAAAAAUGUACCUACGCGUUAUAUUAUUACGUUGGAUUAUAAAAUUAUUGACAGCUAUACGAAUUAAACCGAUUUCUAUUCGAGUCGAAAACAUAUCGUUGGGGGGGUUUUCUUUUUUCUGAUAACUAAUUAUUUCGCAAUUUAAUAUAAUAUUAUUAAAGUGUACAUUAUUAUUAUAAAAAUAUUAUAGCGCUAUCCGAAACGACUCGUCGUCUAUUUUUAAUUCGGAUUUUACAUUUUUUUUUUUUUUUUUCUACACGCGAAAAUUUUACUCUUUUUCCCAUUUAUACACACAACAUGCAUCACGCACACGAUUAACUUUUAGUGUCGUACACACGCUUAUUAAUAUAAUAAUAAUAAAUUUCUUGGCACGGGCCGUACGCCGCUCAGUUGGCACAUCCAUAAUAGAACGCUGGAUCGGUUAUGAGUAUUAUGACCGGCGACCUAAAAUUAGCAUAUCGUUCAUCCGAUUUAUAAAUUCGCCCGGUUUAUAUUAUUAUGCAUUUCCUUGUUAAUUCACUGAAUAAAAAAAAACUACACACACACACACACACACACGCGCGCGCACACAUAAUAGUAAUGUGUCACUGAUACCUUCAACGGUCUCCGUCAAAACAUAAAUGUCAACACGUUUUGCGUGAAAUCCUAUCCCCGAGUAGAUUCAUAACCGCGGCAUAGAACAGAAAUCUCAUUUCGGUUUCCCAUCCGAUUUUUACAAAUCCUGGUACGCACAUGUUUUACUAAUCGUACAACCGAACUAAACGAAUACGAUGAGAUUACAUUGUUUCCAGACGUUUAGUUCCAGACAUCGUAGUAUUCACGCGUUCUUAACAUUUUUUUAGAUGUGGAACUCCGAACCGAACGUAUUUUAUACGGUUUAAAGACCCCCGAGUUAUCCACUCGUUAUUGGUAAAACAGUACCUUACCUGCUUAUCAUACAUAAUACUAUAUUAUAGACGCGCGAAGAGCAGAGCAAUGCUCGAACGUAAACGAUUUUGAUUUAUUUAUACUUAAGAGGUAAGAGGCGGGUAUACAGUAAAAAAUUAAUUCAAAAUUAUUAUAAUUUGUGCUUAUACAUUCGAUUAUUUUUCGUUGAAUAUUCGAUUUUAUUGUGUAGAUUAUAAUAUUAUAUUACAUAGUACAAUACACAAAAAAUAUACACUUAUUUUAUUACUUAUUUUACACUAUCAGAUAAAUUCGAAACCUACACGUUUGACGGUGUGAGUGGUGUAUUAUUCUAUUUGUUCUAGUAUGUCAUAAGUGUAAAUACACUUUUUCUUAUAAUGAACAUGGUUAAUAUAUUAUUAUAUUAUGUACGAACACACGUAUUUAUUAAAAAAAAAAAAAAAUGUACAUAACAUAUAAAAAUCAUAAAAUCGAAUGUAAAAUAAUAUUAAUUAGAGUCUGCGCAAUAUUAAAAUACAUCUUUACUGAAAUAGACGUAUAAAAUAAUAAUUAUUCCGGCGGAAUAAUGGAACAUGAUAUUGUUUGCGUGUAUGCUAUUCGUCGCCGUCGUGCAAAAAGUGACUGAUUUAAAUAUAUAUUUUUUCUUAAAAAUCUGAAAUUAAAUUAUUGUUGUAUUCAAUUUCGAUUUCGAUUAAGAACUACGAACUACAAAGUGAUUCCUAAAGGCUAAAUCGUUUAUACACAUUGGUAUACAGAAUUGAGACAUUUCGACUUUGUUUUUUUUUUUUUUUAUAUAUAUAUAUACUAUGUCAUUUUUUACGCUUGGUCACUUUUUGCAUGGCGGUAACGUAAUGUGUUCAGUUACGUAUUAUUUGGUUUAUAUAUUUGUAUUAUUCCCAGGUUUUACCGGCGGGUAUCGCUUAGCCAGUAUACGACUAUGGGUUAACAGCUUUCGAAAAACUACAUUAUUUUUUACCAUAUUAUUAAUAUGCCUCAUAUUAUUUGUGUUUUUCCACUAAUCUAAACAAAUAAUUCGAUGACACUAAUUUUUUACCAUUCAAACGACGAGUUCCUGGCAUUCCUGCUUAUAUACCACAUAAUAAUGUUUAGUCGAUUAAAUUAGUUUUUUUUCUCUAAAAAAAUCAUUAUUUAAGCUACCUACUAACUUUCCUACCUACCUACCAGCCUAAGUACCCAGAGUUAAAUAUUUACCUAUUUUAAUUAUUUUAAUAAUACCUAGGUACCUAUUAUAUCCGACCAAACAAUACCCAUUUAAAUUUAUUGUUUGCGGCGUGUUGCUUAACCAGAUUUUGCUCUUUACAUUUUCAAUGAAUAUAGCCAAACUACAAUAUUAAAUUGUACUUAAUAAAAUAUUAAAAAUUAAAACAAAAAAAAAUCUUUCUUGCAAAUUCGAACUUAAUGUUUUGUUCUACAAAUUAUUUUUCGUUUUUAGUUAUUAUUUCAUAAUAUAUGAUCAUAACAAGUGCCAGUAAUAUAAAUUGUUUAUGGUACGUAAACACAUUCGUUGUAUGGUUCGAGAGUCUAUAUUAAGAAGAAAUAUAUAUUUAGAUAGUAUAUUUGUAGACAGCUAGUAUUGUGUAGUAUAGUGAGUAUGAAAUAUAAUGUUUCAAUAUUAUUACAGUAUUAUUUAUUUAUAUUUUUUAUUGUUUAAUAAGUAUAUUUUACACAUAAACUGUUUGUACGAACGAAUUUUAAAUUUAAGUAUAAUAUAAUUAAAUUGUCAUGUAUACGUCAGUGUAAUUAAUUUCCUUGUGAGAUUUGCAUUAUUAUUAACCUAAUUGGUAGGUAUAGAUAAUACCUGUGGGUAUAGAUAAUCAUAAAAUGGUUUAAUAAAAACCGUUUACAACGAUUAAAUCUAUAACAAUAAUUGCGAAUAGCAUAACACUAUUAUUACAUAGAGUCGUCAAAUUGUUGUGAAAUCUUGCAGAACUUGAGUACAGAAACUAUGGCGCUAGUAAGAGCGACUAUUUUAUCAAACGUAUUAUGUUCCAUAUACCUUAUUUAGCUUCCUUAUAUAGUAAAUGAGAUAUUAGAUCCACGACCGUCUCGCAGAUACUUUUUUUAUAAGGGGAUACCAAAAUCCAGCAUUUGAAAACCAUACGAUGGUUCCCACGGAUACCUUAUAGACGUAUUCUUCUACUUAUCGUUGUUCUCUUUCGCAUUAUAUCUUAAAUAUUUUGAGUCAGCCACGCUCGUCCUAAACUUCCAUUUAAGCCGAUCUCCCACCUCGCAUACACUGACUGUCCUUAAGUGUCCUCAUAUCAAAUCUUAAUUGCAUUCAAUCACCUUUUUUGUCCGUCUUCCUCUUCUUCUCUUUUCUCCUACGUUUAUUUGCAUUAUUAUUCCUAAUUAUUCUGAUUCUGCACUCUUAAUGACACGCCCAAGCCAUCUCAGUCUAUUUUCUCUCAUUUUUCUUCUAUAAAAACCAUGCCUAUAUAUUGCCUCUUAUGUACUUGUUCUUUAUCCAAUUUUUCCUCGCCAUUCCACUCAUCCAGCUAUACAUUUUCAUAUAUGGGGUACACCCAUUCUUUGUUUUAUUUAUUUUUCUACCGCCCAACACUCCAAGUCAUACAACAUAGUCGGACUCACCACACUUAGUAGAACUUACCUUUAAAUCUCGUUGGAAUUCUCUUGUCACAUAAAACACCUGACGCCUUUCUCCACUUUAUCCAACUACACUCAAUUCUACGUUACACGUCCUGUUUUUUUUUUAUUUGUUCCUUAAUACAUCCGAGUGGGACAAUUCACCUAAACCUUAUUUAGGACAACUCAAAUUAUCUGAAAAAAUGUGUCCACAGGUUUUCUACCUGACGCAAUCCCAUUUGUCACCUCUUACAACGGGUAUGGUAUUGUGAGGGCGUAUUCUGAUUCCCUCCCACAGGAAUAGCUUACAGAAGUAUUCCACACAAAAUUUAUUUUUCAUUAUAAAUAUAAAAAUAUCGAACAUAUCUGUAAUUUCUGUAAAUUCGUUUAUUAAAAUAUUCGUUGUAAAUGGUUUUUAUGCUCUAAUAUAAUACCUAUAGUAUGUAUGUAUCUCAAUGUAUGUGAAAUAUAAUAUAUGAUUUUUAUUUUUUGUAAUUUCAAGAGAUACGUACAACAAAAUAUAGUUAAAAGUUUAAAUUAAUUUAUUUUUGUCACAAAACAGGUCUUCUGACAUCUACAUGUACUGUAUACGAAUAAUUGUAUCAAUGAUUUAAUAUAAUAUAAAUAUUAUACUUUGUAAAUGUCAAACAAAUAAAUAAAACUAUUGUUAUUAACCUUUAAUAUUCCAAUAUUUGUGUACUUAUACCUAAUAAAUUUAUUUUUAACAUUUUAACAUUUUAAUGAACUGUUUGUGUUUUGAAAAAUAAUGAUAUACCCGCAAAAAAAAUAUCACGAUGAUUAAUACUAACUGACGAUAAACUAUAAUGGAUAAUAGAGUUAUAAUAAUUUAUAUUACAACAUAAUUUGAUAAAUUCCUUUUUUUUAUCUCCAAUAAAUACAGUAAUUAUGUAUGAUGACUUUUUUUACCGAUUUCAUCACAUUAAUAGUUUAUGUGUUUAAAAUGAUUGUUCUGUAACGUCAUCAAACACUUACAUAUUAUUAAUCUAUACUAUUAAACGACGUUUAAAUGUUUAAAUGGUUGUGUGUGUCAGUUAUACCAUAUGUAGGUACCAACAAAUACCUGCAUUUGGUAUACACAGUUAUAGACCUGAAAACAUAAUUGUCAUCCAUAGCCAUAAUGAAAUGGUAAAUACUUACCCGUGUCAUUUGAAUUUAAUUUGGGAAAUAUGCAUUUGGGAGACGUAAAAAUUCCACCUUUUAAAUGUCACCAUUCGCAGUGAAGAAUCGAAAAAUGUACAAUCGUCGAUACAGCAUACUAACAUAUAUUUUAAUUUUUUUUUUUUUAACUCACCAAACGGAUCGCAAUAAAAUUUGAAUGAGUAGAUAUAUACAUAUAUAAUGUAAUAAAUAUAGGUACCUACGUAGUAAUAUUUUGGCUUUAUUUCAACGGCAUUGAGCAGCCAAGAACGAUAUGGUAUAUCAACGGGCUAACGUAAACAUUAUAAAACUGCAGCGGCGUAAAAAUACGAUUUUGAGAUUUUUUUUUUUUUGUUGGCAUAUUUUAUUUACUAAUUGACAAAAUUGUUGUUAAUUAAGACUUGGACGUUACGAGUAUUUUACUAUGUUUAUAUAGUUUGAAAUUGAUUAGCUAUAUAAAUGGAAAGAUGCAUAUCGUAUGUACAAAAAAAAUCUUAUAAUUCCGGAUUUCCUAUUUUAGUCGACUACAAUAUUAAAUACGAACACAUUAUAUGUGCAUAUAUUAUGUAUGUGUGGUUAAAAUAAUUAGGUUAAUUAAUUUUAGACAGAAUUUGUGUGUUUAUAAUUUUUAGGAAAUAGUUUGAAUCUAAUACAUAUUUAUAUUGAUUUUUUAAUAUAUUCAGUCCUCAGGAAAGCUUUCGAUGCAUUCGAUCGCGAAAGGUCCGGCAGCAUACCCACAGACAUGGUGGCUGAUAUUUUACGACUCAUGGGACAGCCGUUCAACAAGAAAAUUCUCGACGAACUUAUCGAAGAAGUCGAUGCAGACAGUAAUAAUUUAUUUAUCUUGAACAAUAUCACAGUUUUAAAUAUAACACGGAUUACAUAAUUGUAUUCAUUUAAAGAAUCUGGACGUUUGGAGUUUGACGAAUUCGUGACACUGGCCGCAAAGUUCAUCGUUGAAGAAGACGAUGAGGCCAUGCAAAAAGAACUGCGUGAAGCGUUCAGGUUGUACGACAAAGAAGGAAACGGAUAUAUCCCUACGUCUUGCCUAAAAGAAAUUUUGAGAGAGCUCGACGAUCAGCUGACCAACGAGGAAUUAGACAUGAUGAUUGACGAAAUCGAUUCCGAUGGCUCCGGAACGGUAGACUUCGACGGUGAGUAUAUUUCUGCACUUUUCGAUUCGUAUCAAAAUAAUAAGUAUUAUUUAAUUACUAUCGAUAAUUAUUAUCUGUGUACAUUUGAAUAUGCAAAAUACAAAAUCAAUACCUAUACCGUCGCAUUGUCAAUAUUCACCGUAUAUGUUUAAUAUGCAUCCCAAUUCAUUCUUAUAUUGGUGAAAUCUGAUAAUUUGACAUUAUAUAAAUGUAUUGUUAAACUAUACAGUGUAUUGUUACUUUAUAGUGUAUUAUUGUUAUAAUUAUUUCAAAACCAUUGGGUAAUACUAAUUUGGAAAGCAUAUAUGCUUACAAUAGCCGGUAUCGAAAACUUAUAAUUAUAUUAAAACAUUUACAUAACUAUGCAUAGGUAUAAACCUAUACAAGUACAUACCUAUACCUAAGUAAAAUAUUGUCUUAGCGACAUUGAUUUUACACACAUGUAUAGUUAUCGAAAUUAAAAAUGAAUUUUUAUUUUAUAUCUCUGAAUGCAAAAUAUAAUUUGACCAAAUAUUGUUGAUAAUCCCGUGGGUUUUAAUUCAUACAGGUAAUGAUAGGUAAGUACAAUGAUCCGCUCAAUAUUUAAAACGACUCUUUUCGCCACCAUCUAUGGCCAUAACUAUCUAAUAAAAUAAUUUUUCAUCGCAGGGUUUUAACUUUCAGCUGUUCUGCAUUACGCAUUACGCAUUCUGAAUAGUUUUAAAAUGUAUUUAAUUCUUUGAAACAAUACUUUUUUUUAGUCUCGUUUUAAAGUGUGAAAUACUUAACUUCGAGAAAUUUGUUAUAUUUUUUCGGAAAACACUUUUUCGGUACACUGAUUUGUUCGCACAUAACUUUAUAAGAUGCGCAAUUUUUCAGUCGGUGGUACUUGAUUUUAACUUUUUCCGGAUUUCCCGAUAGUUAAAGCAUAAUGCAUAACCACGUAACCAAUCAUCAUACAAUAACUAUAGUUCCCUUUGAAUCGAAUUUAACCUUGCAUUAUUUUUUAACGUGUAUUUUACUAUUGUAUAUCAUUUGAAUACUUGUUCUGAUAUUAUUUUUUUGUAUAUGUAUUUGAAUACUUAUUCUAAAUACUCUUAAAAAGAAUUUCGCCCAAGUCUGAUUAUAUAUUAUUAUUUAAUUCAAUUUUCUAUCUCAUCACUGGACAAUAAUGCAAUUAUUGGAGAUAGAGGAAUACCCGAGACCAAACACGUAGAUUAUGAUACGAUUUUCAUUUUACAGAUAACUGCUAUUUCUCUGUUAUUUCGCUGCAAUUUAAUAUUUUUUACUAUAAUAAUGUAAAUUGAUUUUUGAAAUUUUUUUAGAAUUCAUGGAAAUGAUGACCGGAGAAUAAGGAAUUCUGGUGUCAUACAAUGCUAUCACACUGGAGUCAUUCCAGCAAUGGUUUCGUCCAUCUCUUCAACCGUUCACACAACACAUGUUAUUUAUUUUGUACAAAAAACAACUUUUUUUUUUAUUUACAUAGGUAUAAAUUAAAUAUUACCAGCGUAAAAUUUUAUCAAAUUUAACAAAUUUAAAAAUUAUUAUAUUUAUAUUUACAAAAUACCGCGAAUGGAAAUAAUAAUAAUAUAAGUUAAGUUUUAACUAAUUAUUAUAAUUUAUAAUGUACUUAUCUAUCUAUAUGAGCUACAUUUUCAAUUAGAUACUUACUAGUUGAACUGUGGAGAAAACCGCUCUUCGGGAUAGACGUCGCUUAUAUUAUAUCGUUGUAACAAUUGGAUGAAACGUAAUAUAUUAUAUUAUAUGUCAUUAUAAAUAAACUGUGACUAAUUUAUUGUUGUAAAGCAAUAAGUAUAAAAUUA
Messenger RNA from Cinara cedri, 9155 nucleotides. Lineage: Eukaryota; Metazoa; Arthropoda; Insecta; Hemiptera; Aphididae. The record is from the annotation of a GenBank genome assembly.